AUGGCGGCCGCCCUCCUCCUCCUUCCUCCCUCCUUCCCCGGUUGUCGUUGGGGGCCCGGGGCUGACGGCGGCCCCUCGCCGGGCGGGCCCCGAGAACCCGCCAGGGCACAGCGCCCCACGCCGGAGGGUGGUCGCGGAGACUGUUGCGGGGGCCGUGGGCCUGGGGGUGUCACGCGCCCCGGCUCCCACUGUCGCCUCCGCCGGGCGAGGCGGCCAGACGGGCGCCAUUUCGCGCGCCGCCCGCGGCUCGGGCGGUGGCGGCUGCUGCGCGCCAGGCGGGAGGAGGGAAGGAGGCGGCAGGGCCGGGGGGGAGGGGAGGCCGGCGCGCCGCCGCCCGCGUUUCAGGCCGCCGCCCGCGUGGACGCCCCUGGCUGUAAAAACCUCACUCGGGCACUCUUAGCGUCACUGACAACGAGUGCGCGGAGGUCUGGGUUCGAACCUGCAAUAAACGGCCCUUGCCGCUUGGCUUUGACUCUGGACUCUGGUGGUUUGUUCUUGAGGGUCACCCGAAUUUGGGCAUAUCAUUUGGGGGCUCAUCUGGGAUACCCCCAAGCCCUCCAGACCCCAAGUCAACGGGUCGUCCCUGAAGCCGAUCGGGAUGUUAGAACCAGAGGACAGAAUUUGAGUCUAGACAUCCGGAGGGGAAAAUUAAUAACCCUCUGCCGCUCCGAAUGGCCAACCUUCGGCGUUGGAUGGCCAACCGAAGGAACUUUCUGCCUCCCUAUAAUUGCUAAGCCCACCUGGGACGACUGUCAGCAGCUCCUCCGCAUCCUGUUCACUACAGAGGAGCGAGAGAGGAUCCAAUUAGAAGCAAGAAAGCUGGUUCCUGGAGACGACGGUCAGCCGACAUCUAACCCUGACCUCAUUAAUGCGGCUUUCCCCCUAACCAGACCUCCACAGGACGAAUGGGACUACAACACGGCAGAAGCUGCCGAGACGCCCGAAGCCUGCAUCCAGGGAACUGAAGGUCUCCUGCGAACUCUGGGAACCUUAGGCUACCGCGCCUCAUCAAAGAAGGCUCAGAUCUACAAGUCAGAGGUAACUUACCUGGGUUACUUACUGAAAGGGGGGCAACGUUGGCUAACGGAUGCCCGGAAGGAGACCGUCCUUCGUAUUCCCAGACCGCAGACACCACGACAGGUGAGGGAAUUCCUGGGGUCGGCUGGGUUCUGCAGACUAUGGAUACCAGGGUUUGCUGAAUUAGCAAAGCCUUUAUACCAGGCAACAAAGGACCAACAGCCCUAUAGUGGACGGAAGAAGCCAAACAGGCCUUCCAACGAAUUAAAACUGCUCUGCUAUCAGCACCUGCCCUGGGACUCCCCGAUGUCUCCAAACCCUUCCAUCUAUGUGUAGAUGAAAACCAAGGCAUAGCUAAGGCGGUGCUAACCCAGCAUUUAGGCCCUUGGCACAGGCCAGUAGCCUAUCUGUCUAAAAAGCUAGAUCCAGUGGCCGCCGGAUGGCCACCCUGUCUCCGGGUGAUUGCAGCCACUGCCCUAAUGGUAAAGGACGCUGAUAAGCUGACCAUGGGCCAAGAGCUAGAAGUCACCACCCUGCAUGCCAUCGAGGGCAUCCUCAAGCAGCCGCCUGACCGAUGGUUGAGCAAUGCCCGACUCACUCAUUACCAGGGACUGCUGCUGAACCCCCUCAGGGUCAUCUUCACCCCCCCAACGGCCCUGAACCCAGCAUCACUGCUGCCAGACCCAGACAUCGGAACCUCACUUCAUGACUGCGCCGACAUACUGGCUCAAGUUUACGGGGGAGGACUUGCAGGACCAACCGUUAUCGGAUGCGGACGCCAUCUGGUUCACCGAUGGAAGCAGCUCCGUUCACCAGGGACAAAGGUAUGCGGGGGCGGCCGUAACUUCAGAAACCGAGGUGGUUUGGGCAGAAGCCCUACCCCCCGGAACCUCGGCCCAAAAGGCUGAACUAAUAGCCUUAACCCAGGCCCUAAAAUUAGGAAGAGACCGCAAGCUAACCGUGUACACUGAUAGCCGAUAGAUAUGCCUUCGCCACCGCUCACGUACAUGGGGCGAUAUACAGAGAACGGGGGCUCCUCACAGCCGAAGGGAAAGACAUCAAAAAUAAAGAAGAGAUUCUAGCCCUGCUAGCAGCCUUAUGGGAACCCAAAAAGCUAGCGAUUGUGCAUUGCCCAGGACACCAGAAGGCAACCGACCCAGUUUCCCGGGGCAACAAUUUGGCCGAUUGGACUGCCAAAGACAUAGCUCGGCCCCCAGCGCAAUUACUGACCCUACAGCUGCCAGACCCCGGACCCUGGGAAUUGCCCCCCAGCCCUGAGUAUUCAGAAAGCGAUAUUCAAUGGAUGAGUAAACUUCCUAUGACCCGAGUCAAAGAUGGCUGGUGGAGAGACUCCAAAAGCAGCAUUAUACUCCCAGAUAAACUAGGUUUAUCUAGGCAGGUUCUAGAGCGGAUCCAUCACAGCACCCACUUAGGUUCCCGGCGAAUGUUGGACUUACUGAGACA
This is a messenger RNA of Prionailurus viverrinus (fishing cat), 2481 nucleotides long. RefSeq lists its product as uncharacterized. The record is from RefSeq and is a predicted model, not a curated record. The transcript is spliced from 5 exons. Gene Ontology annotation, biological process: virion assembly. The coding region runs from base 1 to 1353 and encodes 450 amino acids. Lineage: Eukaryota; Metazoa; Chordata; Mammalia; Carnivora; Felidae.